AUGUCGGAAAAGCACGAGGAGCGUGCGUCGGUCGAGUCGAGCGAUGAGUCGCUCGUCGCAAAGGGUGAUGCUCCCCAGGUCGGAGUCCUCGCCGCCGAGGCAGCCCGCUCCGUCGCUGGCUGGAAGAUCUGGGUGGCAUUCCUGGGCAUCGCCCUCGUUGCCUACGUCACUGGUCUUGACAACAACACCAUGUACGCAUAUCUGCAGGCUGCGGCCACGCAUAUGAACAAGUACCCGCUCUACAUUGCCGUCUCGACGACGCAGGGUGUUAUCAUCGCCGUCGGCAAGUUCCCCGUCGCCAAGCUGGCAGACGUCUUUGGCCGCGCCGAGGGCUACGCAAUCUCGCUCUUUAUGUACAUCAUCGGCUUCAUCAUCAUCGCCUCGUGCCAGAACUUUGGCGCCCUCAUCGCCGGCACGGUCUUCUACGCCUUUGGCAACACGGGCACCCAGAUCAUGCAGCAGAUUGUCCUUGCCGACAUUACGACGACAAAGUGGCGCGGUGUUGCAGUCAGCCUCAUCACGCUGCCUUACAUCAUCAAUUUUGGCGUCGCACCUCUCAUCACCCAGGACCUCGCCUCCAACUCCCUGAGCAAUCUCUGGCGCUGGGGUCCAGGCAGCUUUGCCAUCGUCUUCCCAGUCGCUGCUGCGCCCAUCAUCCUCUCCCUCGCCCUGACGCAGCGAAAGGCAAAGAAGGAGGCCCUGGCUCCUCGCCACCCUUACCUGUCGAUGUCGCCUCUCCAGGGACUCAAGGCCUUCCUCGUCGACAUCGAUGCCCUCGGCCUCCUUCUUCUCUGCGCCGGCUUCCUCCUGAUAUUGCUGCCUCUGAGUCUCGAGUCUGUCGCCGCAAAGGGCUACGAGUCGCCGCACAUCGAUGUCAUGUUUGCCGUCGGCGGUGCAUGCAUCGUUGCCCUGCCAUUCCAGCAGUACUUCCUCUCGCCAAAGCCCAUUUUCCGCCGUCACUUUGUCCUCAACAAGGAUGUCGCUAUCCCCGCUCUCGCCAUCGGAUUCUUUGACUUUGCCUCGUUCUACAUCUCCUGGACUCCCGCCUACUACUGGGUUCAAGUCACGCACCCAGACUGGACCGUCAAAGACGCCACCUACUUUUCCAACACGCAGUCGCUCAGUCUCACCAUCUUUGGCAUCGCUGCGGGCUUUAUCAUCCUGGGCCUCAAGCGGUACAAGUACCUUCUCCUCGCCGGCACUUGCAUUCGCAUGCUCGGUCUCGGCCUCAUGAUCCGCUACCGUGACGCCACCUCGACGACGGCCCAGGUUGUGAUCCCCCAGAUCAUUCAGGGAAUGGGCGGCGGCAUCCAGGGCCUCCUCAUCCAGCUGGCUGCCCAGGUUUCGGUGCGCCACCAGCACGUGGCCAUGGUCACGGCCUUUGUCCUUCUCAUGACCGAGCUCGGCGGCUCGGUCGGCUCGGCCAUCGUGGGCGCGAUCCAGAACAAGGUGCUUCUUACCCAACUCAACGAGAAGCUGGGCGCCGUCGGCGUGAGCGCUGCCGAGAUUACCAGCGCCUUUGCUUCGCCUACGACAGUCACCUGGGCCGUCGGCUCGCCUGAACGAAACGCCUUCAUCGCGGCGUGGAAUGAGUACAUGCACGUGGUUCUCAUUGCAGGCAUCUGUCUCGCGGCCGUCCCCAUCAUUGGCACCCUGUUCCUGACCGACCACAAGCUGGGCGACGGACAGAACUGUGUCAGCGACGAGCUCGUUGGUGGAAGGAUCAACCGCAGGUACGAUCGCGACGAUGGGCAAGGCCUUCAGUACGAGAACCGCCCCGAGCACACACACGCCUGA
Molecule: messenger RNA, 1797 nt
Organism: Acaromyces ingoldii
Lineage: Eukaryota; Fungi; Basidiomycota; Exobasidiomycetes; Exobasidiales; Cryptobasidiaceae
Product: putative siderophore iron transporter mirC
Exons: 2
Coding region: 1-1797 (598 amino acids)
Biological process (GO): transmembrane transport
Molecular function (GO): transmembrane transporter activity
Source: RefSeq, a predicted model, not a curated record